Messenger RNA from Rhopalosiphum maidis (corn leaf aphid), 2560 nucleotides. It is a transcript of the gene Rep, whose product is annotated as rab proteins geranylgeranyltransferase component A 1. Gene Ontology annotation, cellular component: Rab-protein geranylgeranyltransferase complex; nucleus; cytoplasm. The record is from RefSeq and is a predicted model, not a curated record. Lineage: Eukaryota; Metazoa; Arthropoda; Insecta; Hemiptera; Aphididae. Gene Ontology annotation, molecular function: GDP-dissociation inhibitor activity. Gene Ontology annotation, biological process: intracellular protein transport; protein geranylgeranylation; vesicle-mediated transport. The transcript has 10 exons. Bases 236 to 1990 code for a protein of 584 amino acids.
AAAUUAUUGUUAGUAUGUAUAUUUCAAUUCGUGGUAAGUGUUAACAAAAAAAUUAAUAAUAAUAAAAAAAACUUUUGUUGAUAAUAUACGACUGAUUACAAUUUAUAAAUUUAUAUACCUCUGAAGUUCUGAAUCGUUUAUUUUCUGGCAUACGAUUCCGUCUAUAGUGUAUCGUCGACCAAAGUAAUUAUUUGAGAAUUGAUAAUUCCAUCGAAAUCAAACCGUUUUCUUCAAUAUGGAGGACGACCUUCCAUCCAAGUAUGAAGUGAUCGUCAUUGGCACUGGUAUGACUGAGUCGAUUGUUGCUGCUGCUGCUAGUCGAAUUGGAAAACGAGUUUUACAUUUAGAUAGAAAUGACUAUUAUGGUGGUAUGUGGGCAUCAUUUACAUUUGAAGCUCUUCAAAAAUGGCUAGAAGAAUGUAGAAAUGGAAAAAAAAAUGAUUUUGUGAAAACAUCUUCUCCACUAGUGCAAGACAAUGAGAAGUCUAUAACUAUUGGCAAUCAAUUUUCCACUGUAUUCAAUAUUGAAGAAAAAUGGUUUAUACCCGAAAAACUUCCUUCAGUUGGUAAUUUGCUUAGUGCAAAAAUUACUCAAACUGAAGAUAGUCCCAAAGAAAGUAAAGAUGGACUGACUGAAACUGAAGCUAUAUUAAAACGAAAUGAUAAACUUUGGAGUCAAGCUAAAAUUAAAACCAUGGGGCGCAAAUUUAACCUGGAUUUAGCACCUAAAUUACUUUUCUCUCGUGGCACACUGGUAGAACUUCUUAUUUCAUCAAAUAUCUCUCGUUAUGCUGAAUUUCGAUGUGUAAAUCGUAUUCUUACAUGGCAGUCUGAUAAAUUGCAAACUGUUCCAUGUUCCCGAGCAGAUGUGUUUGCUACUAAAAAUGUUGGACUUAUUGAAAAACGACAAUUAAUGCAACUAUUGACUUUGUGUGUUGAAUAUAAGCCAGAAAGUGAUGAAUUUAAAGGAUUUGAAGAUAAAACACUUAAACAAUACUUAGAAAGCAAAAGCUUAACUGAAAAUCUAAUGCAUUAUGUAUUAUAUGCUAUUGCCAUGUCAAAUGAUACGACACCAUGUAUGGUUGGUGUUGAAAGAACCCAACAAUUCCUAAGUAGCCUUGGGCGCUAUGGUAACACACCAUUUUUGUGGCCCAUGUAUGGUACUGGAGAACUUCCACAAUGUUUUUGUCGGCUAUGCGCUGUAUUUGGAGGUGUGUAUCAUCUGAAACGAGCAGCUGAUAGCGUUAUAGUAGCAAACAAUGAAUGUAAAGCUAUUUUAUCUGAUGGAUCACGGCUUGAUUGUGAUCAUCUUGUAAUGGGUGUUGCUGAUGCUCCUCCAGAAUUUUUAGGCUCUGUUCCUAAAGCAGGUCUUUCAAGAGGCAUUUUUAUAAUUGAUAGAUCAAUAUCUACUGUCGAUAAAGAGUCUUUGACAUUACUUCAAUUCCCAAUUAAAGGGAAAGAGCCAAUAACAGUUAUUGAAGCUGGACCAUCCACUCACGUUUGUCCACCUGGACUAUAUUUACUACACAUGACUACUAAACAAAUAGAUAACGCAGUAAAUGAUUUAAAACCGGCUGUUGAUGCUUUAUUACAUUCUGAAUAUGCAGAUGGUACUACAAUUAGAAUAAAUACUGACACACAAUCAACUCAAACGUCAAAAGAGGGAGAUUCUUCUGCAUCAAGUGGGGAGUCAAACAUAUUAAAUGAAUCAUUAAAACCACAAAUUUUGUAUGCACUAUAUUUUAAUUGUCCUGAAACAUCUGAAUAUGAUCUAUCACAAAAUGUUCCAAGCAAUGUACAUUUGUGUUCAGGACCUGAUCUAGCAGUUGAUUAUGAGUUUGCUGUUAAACAAGCAAAAUCUAUUUUUUCCAAAAUGUAUCCAGAUUCUGAAUUUUUGCCCCGCGCUCCUGAUCCUGAAGAACUAUCACUUGAAGUUGAUGAAGCUGCUGGCCCUCCGUUCCAAAGUUCUGAAGAACCAAAAGAAGAAUGAAUUAACUUAUAAAAUAUCCUGCAUUUGCUUUAAUUUCAUUAUGAUAGGCUAUUAUUUUACCAAAUUAAUUUAAGAUAAUUGUUAGCUUUUAUACUUGUAUAACUGGUUUAUCAUCUUACAAUCUUAAAAAAUAUAUUAAAAUAAUAUUUAUAUUUCAACAUAUUAAAAAAGGAGUUCAUAUUGUAUUUCAAUGUAUCGUUAAUGUUUACGCAACUGCAAAAUCUAGCAUAAAAUAUGAAUUCCUCUUGAUUACAUUCCAAAGUUUUUUUUUUGAUAUUAGGCAACUAAGUGUUUUUAUACUAUUCAAUUUUUCAUUAAGCUAUUAAUAGAUUAAAAAAAAACAGUUUCACUGAUAGUAGUUAAAUAUCACAUCAAUUGAAUUAAUUAUGUAUGAUAAUAAGUUAUUAAUAUCUUAACUGCAUUUAACUAAUGAUUUAAUCAUGUGAUUACUGUAAUUUGCACCCUUUAACUUGGAUUAAAUUUUCUUAGUACUGAGUAAUAUUUUAACUCAAUGAAAGUUUUUUUGCUUAUUGAUACUGAAAGAACAUCAUUCUAUAAAUAUUAGUAAUU